AUGACCAUUGAAGAGAUCAACAAGAAUCAACCGUACCUCCAAAAUGUCACUCUUGGCUACAACAUCCAGAAUGACUAUUUUAACACAAUUGGCACUUCAGAAGCUUUGCUAGACAUGCUCUCUACCGGAGAUGCCAAUGUUCCCAAUUACAGCUGUGGAAGGAAGGACAACCUUUUGGCUCUUCUUGAUGCAGCUGCCAGUGAUAUCUCCAUCCAGAUGUCAACCUUAGUAGGCACUUACAAAGUGGCACAGACCAGUUAUGAAAUUGUUUCAGAGGCUCUGAGUGAUAAAAGUCAAUUCCCCUUUUUCCACCCGAUGUUCCCCAAAGAAGGGAUCCAAUAUCCCGGCAUUGUCCAACUGCUCCUCCAUUUCAGAUGGACUUUGAUUGGUCUCUUUGCUUCAGACACAGAAAAUGGAGAGAAUUUCAUGAGGACUUUUACUCGGAUGCUUGUCAGGAAUGGGAUUUGUGUUGUUAUAUCACAACGAUUCUCAACGACUCGAUUUACAGCACCUCUCAGGAAUGCCAUCUCUAAGUGGAGACAAGUCAAUGUCUUUCUUCACUCCAUCGAACAUGUUCCUCUUUUGGAGAGAAUUAUUCCUUUCCAUUUAACAUUUAGGCAGUUGUCUGGACCUAUAGAAGGGAAAGUCUGGAUCCUCACAAUCUUUGAGAAACAUUACAUGCGAAGGAACAUAUAUUUCAAGUACAUUCAUAGUGUAUGGAGUUUUCGUUUACAGGAAAAAAAAGUGACAAAAGAUAAUGCCGUAUACAAGUUCCACUUUAUAGAACCCCAAUAUCGAGAUCGGUCUUUGCACUGUUCUUUUUCAAAGCAUGCCUUUUCUGUCAAAGGUCGUAGAAGAUGCACCCAGAAAGCACCAAUGGAGGAUAAAAUAAGCAGCAUGAAGAUUGUAACUAAAGUAAAAGUUUUCAGUAUCGUGAGGACUCUGACCCACGUCUUGAAUGCUGCAUAUGCCUCCAGUUCCAGGAGAAGAAGAAAGAAAGACAAAGAGAAGUUGAGGACAUCAAGGCUGCAGCCAUGGCAGGUAUUGGAUCCCAAUAUACCUUGA
Molecule: messenger RNA, 1065 nt
Organism: Pantherophis guttatus
Lineage: Eukaryota; Metazoa; Chordata; Lepidosauria; Squamata; Colubridae
Source: RefSeq, a predicted model, not a curated record